Messenger RNA from Moneuplotes crassus, 1194 nucleotides. The record is from the annotation of a GenBank genome assembly. Lineage: Eukaryota; Ciliophora; Spirotrichea; Euplotida; Euplotidae.
AUAAAAAUGAACAACUCUAGGCUACACAGAAUUCGGGUCCCUAGUGGCAGAGAAAGCCUUGAUCUUUCUAUGAACAAUACUCUCAAGUCACGGAUUUUUAAAACUGGCAAACAUCAUAGAGUGUUCGGAUAUCAUCAAGAUACACAGCUUCCGUAUAAAGCAAGAGCUGAUAGUAGAAGGACUAAUAAUGAACAGGAUGAUGUUAUCUCACAAACUCCUAGCUUAGUAAGUGAAAUAGUCAAAACAAAUGGCAUACCUUCUCCACUGAAAUGGACUGUGAAAAGCAGGCGUCUAGCAAGAAAAUAAUUCAGCUCAACAACAAUCAGAGUACUUACCUCAAGUGCAUGAUUACCAUGAGAGAAGAAAGAAUUCACAAAGCAUGUCUGUUGAUACUAGUGGAAGAAGAAGAGACCCAUUAGAUGUGAAUGACAUAGAAGGAGCUAGGCCUCUUCCCAACUCUUAUAUUGGCAAAUAAGCUCUUCAUGAAAGAUGAGUAUGAAAGGAACAUUGGCAUGAGCUCACUCCCUAACUCAGGAAAAAUUACUCCAUUAAAAAUGGACAGAUCUUACGAUAGUAAGCGGUACAUGAGAGUUGAUGAUAUUGAUGUUAAGAGGCGAGGCAAGAUAAUUGUUCCUGUCUCUAUUCCUCAGGGGCUAAAGAAGGAUAGUAAUAUGAUUGAGUACAAAGGCAUUCCUAAACAGAGAAAACUUCUAGCACAACAAGGAAGAUUACCUUUCACUCGUAGAUAUACGAAGGAAAAGUAUGGAAAUGAACAACCUUAUAAUAACCUAUCACUAUUACAUCACGAAAACCAGACAGAAAGGGAUAUUGACCCAGAAAUGAGGAGCAGGAGAUUUAAAGCCGAAUUAAGAAGGGCUGAAAGUACGAGCACUUAUAAUUCCCAAUCAGUUAGAUCAAUAAAGCCAAUGGAACAUCCACCUUCUAGCCAUCAUAGUCAAAUAAUGCAGUCGCCUUCUUUAAUUAAGCCAAUAAAAAACCCUAAGCAAAGUAGAAGGCUUGUUCUAAAAGAAAGCAGUAGGAGGAUAUCUCCUUCCAAGAGAAAGUUCAUUGUCAACACGAGGGACCUCAGGAGGUUGCCACCUCCUCCUGAAGGAUAUGAAUAUUUCGAAGAAGUUUCUGAAGAGGAGUCUGAAGAAGAAACAUAAAAUGUAAUAGAAAAAUUUCAAUGUUUGU